Phytophthora infestans T30-4 is the source of this 2422-nucleotide messenger RNA. RefSeq names its product anaphase-promoting complex subunit, putative. Gene Ontology annotation, cellular component: anaphase-promoting complex. NCBI's taxonomy places the organism in Eukaryota, Oomycota, Peronosporomycetes, Peronosporales, Peronosporaceae. The record is from RefSeq and is a predicted model, not a curated record. Gene Ontology annotation, molecular function: ubiquitin protein ligase binding. The transcript has 9 exons. Gene Ontology annotation, biological process: ubiquitin-dependent protein catabolic process. The coding region runs from base 1 to 2187 and encodes 728 amino acids.
AUGAGCGGCAGCUUGCACGUGGACCGCGAGCUGCUUUGGCGGAAGCUCUUUGCCUUCGACCAUCAACCUGAGGAUGCGCUCACCGGUAUUCAAGACAGCACUGAUCAUCUGUGCGGUGUCAUCCAGACUGCCGUAGCCCAUGGGCGUCACGAGCCUUUGCGCCAGAUGCUGUUGCAGCGACUCGGAUAUUGGCUACGCUCAGAUGUGGUGCCGCCGUUUUGGAGCUUCUUUGACGCUUUACCAAUUGAAAUUGGGCGUAGCAGAGAUGUCAGACGUGGUCGUAGACAUGUUGCUCUGCUGUGCGCGCAGCAGCUUACGCUAGCGCUACAAUUCGCCGAAGACGCCUUUGCCCAUUGCGUGCAGAUCGCUAGUCUCUUCGAUGACCAUGUACAGCUUAAAGAUGGACAGCCGACUAUGUUGCAAGAGCUCAGGACCACUUUUCGCUGCCUAGUGUUUGAGGAUACGCGGACAGUUGUGAAAUUUGAAGAACUGUUGCUAAUUUUCUUCUCUAUGAGCUUCCAGAAGUUUCGGGGCAAGGAGAAGUCGCAGACUUUUGACUCCAGACCCAUCCGACAGACAUUACUACAGCUGGAAUGGCUACAUGUAGCCGAGCCGGCACUACUGAGAGUAUUACACUCGCAGAUCAAGAAGGUGGUCAAGUCGACGUGUGGAGAGGUGUACGAUGAGCUGUUUCUGACAGAAGUGGAGCAGUGGGCGUGCUCUGAAUUGCUGCCGUGGCUGGAGGAGAUCAUGCAGACUAAAGACGAAGCGUCGACAGGCAAGUGGAGAGAAAUUCUGUCCCGACAUGUGCGACAGGAGUUUGGGAGUCAACGUAUUAAGCAGCUCUUUGAGAUUAUCAAGGAGUUCCCAGACAGCGUUCCAGCUCUAGAAGACUUGAGACUGUGUCUUGAGCGCACACAGCAGCACGGUGAACUUUUGCAGGAGUUUCGAGGUGCAUUGCAGUCGAGGCUACUGCAGCCAGGAGCUAACACGUCUGCGAUUCUCGAUAUUUAUGUAUCUACUAUCAAGGCGUUCCGGCUGUUAGACCCCAAGGGUGUGUUGCUCGAAGCUUUGAGCUGCCCGGUGAAAGAGUAUCUGAGGAAACGCAAAGACACAGUGCGCUGCAUUGUCCAGAGUCUCACUGAUGAACAAAGCGGCGACUUGUUCGAGGAACUUCGUCGAGACAAUAUGCGCAUUAUCCAACAUGACGAUGACAGCGAUGACGACGAGGACAUGUCACCCGAUGCAUGGGAACCGGAUCCGAUUGAAGCCGACCCGACAAAAACAUCGCGUAGCCGAAGCAGUGAUGACAUCCUACGGAUUCUUGUCAACAUUUACGGAAGCCGCGAUUUUUUUGUGAAUGAAUAUCGGAUGAUGUUGGCGGAUAAGCUGCUGCAGAAUCUCGAAUUCGAUACAGAUCGUGACGUGCAGACGCUGGAGUUACUUAAGCUGCGCUUUGGCGAAGAUAGCUUGCAACAAUGUGAGAUCAUGGUGCGUGACAUUGAGGAUUCCAAGCGGCUCAAUGGAAACCAGUUUUGGCCGUCAUUGCAAGGUGACGACUUCGUGCUGCACCCGAAAGUGUCGAAGGAUAUUGAUGCGUUCAAAAACGCAUACCACGUAUUACGCAACCCGCGGUCUUUGGAGUGGAAUACUUCGCUUGGCUCCGUUCAGCUCUCCAUCGAGUUGGAAGGUGAAGAGCGCGAGUUUAACGUCUCACCUCUUCAAGCCACAAUGAUACUCUACUUUGAAGAGAAAGAUCGAUGGAGUGUUGAGGAGCUUGCUACGAAGCUGGAAAUCUCAGCUGAUGUACUGCUGAAGCACGUGUCUCUGUGGGUUAAUCACGGGUUAGUAUCAUUUGCAUCAGGGCGAAGAGAGCUGGUGGCUAGCGUGUCCUUCCAAGACACUCGGUGCAACGAUGACUCGAUGGUUGAAGAGCUCGAAACUGCAGUGUCAUCGGACGCACAGGCAGAAGAGGAUUUUAAGGUUCUGGAGACGUACAUCGUGGGGAUGCUCUCGAAUUUCGGGUCUCUGAGUAUUCAGCGAAUCCACAACAUGCUCUCUACAUUCGCUCGAAGUGGCGCCCAACCAUACACCAAGACGAUCUCGGGGCUUUCUGUGGUGCUCGGCAAGCUUGUCAACACAAACAAGCUCGAGUUCGUUGGCGGCCAGUAUCAAUUGGCCAAGUAGCUUGCUCCGCCUUCCCUAGUGUAAUAUCUUUCCCGACCUUCAGAAGCCAUCAGGACAGGUCUUGCGCGUGUGGCCAAUUGCAGCACACGUCAAGCAGAUCGGCUUUGGUGCUGCUUCAGUCUUCUUCCCACGCUUGGGCGAGAGUUGACCCAGCGAGUACGCUCUCGCCAGCCGCUUCUCGUACGUUAGCCCGCUGUGGCAGCCAAACUGAAGCAAGAAUAGGAGUAUUAACUAA